Messenger RNA from Aspergillus sclerotioniger CBS 115572, 4567 nucleotides. It is a transcript of the gene jhd1, whose product is annotated as [Histone H3]-lysine-36 demethylase. The record is from RefSeq and is a predicted model, not a curated record. The transcript has 2 exons. Gene Ontology annotation, biological process: protein demethylation; regulation of transcription by RNA polymerase II. Lineage: Eukaryota; Fungi; Ascomycota; Eurotiomycetes; Eurotiales; Aspergillaceae. Gene Ontology annotation, molecular function: DNA-binding transcription factor activity, RNA polymerase II-specific; zinc ion binding; histone demethylase activity. Bases 201 to 4475 code for a protein of 1424 amino acids.
CCGAUCUACUUUCCAUCUCAUUGUUCACCGUGCGCCCUUCAUUCUGCCAGGAAUGACUCUCUUUUUGCCUGCGGUGGCCCUACUCUAGCCGUGUGGUCGAACAUCCCCGCUUUGCAGCCGUCUGCCGCAAGCACGCCUGUCUCCUCCUCCGGGCCCUUUCUCUCCCCUCUUUCUCUUUUAUCUCAUCGCCAGACCACAGGAUGAUUACUGCUACAUCUUUUUUAAAUCACCUCGGCAGCCGACCGCCGCGGUAUCGCACUCCCUCGCCGCCGCGACGCGCCGUCGAGCCUAUCUCGCCUUGUUCGACCUCCGACCUCCGUGCCUCAUGGGUCGACUGCAACGUCUUCAGAGUUGCCGCCUCCGAUCGCGACCACUUCUUACCAAACAAUGCCGGAUACCACCAUGAUGAUGGGACAGCGGCUCAUCGGUCGAGCCAUGGCCGCUCCGGUUCCACCAUCGACGCCCUCGCGACGAUCGCUUUAGCGACGAGUCCGACUUUCGCACCUCUCUCCUACAGACCUCCUUCACAAAACUCCACCCCCGCCAUGUCGCUAUUCCCACCCGAGCCCAUAGACUCCGCAGAACGUCCGACAAAGCGCCCACGGUCGGAAAAAGAUCAGUCGCCGUUCCUCCAGCACCGGACAGUGGCAGUCUCAGAUGCAAAUUCUGCUUCGCUGUUUGACAGCAUGAAGACGGAUGCAGAGCUUUUGCUGAACCUUGCGCGACCCACAAAUUUCCAUCCCCCUGCUUCUGCUGCAAAGCGUGUCAGCAUCGACGAGUCAUUUUAUCAUUAUGGGGAUGAACAAAAGCGGAAUUCCAUGGCGGACUCGGGAGGUUCGAGCUGGAGGGUCAACGACGAAAAAUACACAUACACUACAUCCGGGAAUCCCAACCUGCCGCCGUCUCGGCUGAGGUCACAGUCCGAUGGAUCGGCCGCAAUCUCACGCCCAGUGAUCCAAGGCGUGCGGCCUAAUACGAGCUCCUCCACUCUUCCACCAAUCCUCUGGCAGGAGGAAGGGGACGCCGGAGACGACCAUUGGGUCUUGACGACCAAAAGUGCCGUGAACGGUAUGCCGUCCGGUGCACGAAGCUCAAUACACGCCACCGAUAUUACGCAAAUGCCGACAGACCAACCCUCCAAGGUCGAGGACGACACGGAAUUUGAGGAUUCCAGCCAGGCUAGUUGUGCAGCUUGCAAUCUCGUCCGAAUCCCGAUAGACACUGGCGAACAAGGCGAUGUGACAUGGAUCAGUUGCGAUGGUUGUAAGCGGUGGUUUCACAUCGUUUGUGCCGGGUUUAAAAAUGACCGCGAGAUUCGGACGGUCGACAAGUUUAUCUGCCGAGGAUGUCGGCUAGUCCACGGACACACUACAUUUGUUCGCAAAUCUUCUCGAGCUCGCACCGCUAUUGAUUAUGCUGGCCUCAACCAAGGGCUCGUGAAGGCCGCUACGGAUUCCUUGGAACAUCACUACAUCGAACCCAUUCGACAGGGAAAAAUCCAAUUUCUCCCUGAACGGUUCCCUCGGAUGCGUCCCGAGCUGGUCACCGCUGAAUAUUUCGAGCGAGGCAACGGCAUGACGGAACCGAUUGUUAUCCCCGCGGAAUGGAACACUCGUGAGUCCGUCUGGCUCAACGAUUCUAAGCUCGAUGCUUUGGCCCAGGAAGCGCCUACGCAAGAGAUGUUUGAUGAGUUUCUUGAGCACCUCGUCGAAGAGGAAAAGGACCAUGAAUCGGUGGUGGAUUGCGGUCAGGACCAGUUAGACAUGGUGAUCCCUCAAGGCCUCACCGUUCGAAGAGUUGCGGAGCUUUAUGGUCCGGAAGAGAGGGUGGAGGUCAUUGACGUGAAAUCACAACAGGGAGAAGACAAGAGAUGGACCAUGCAGAAGUGGGCAGACUAUUACGAGAGCACUGGCGACAAGGUUGUCCGAAACGUCAUUAGUUUGGAGGUGUCGCAGAGUCCAUUGGGUAGGUUGAUCCGCCGACCAAAGGUUGUCCGUGACCUUGAUCUCCAGGACUCCGUCUGGCCUGAUGAACUCAAGGCUGUUGGUGACUACCCGAAAGUUCAGUUCUACUGUUUGAUGUCUGUCGCCGACUGCUAUACCGAUUUCCAUAUCGACUUUGGAGGGUCAUCAGUGUAUUACCAUAUCCUGAAAGGCAAAAAGACCUUCUUUUUCAUCCCGCCCAAGGAUAAACACUUGAAGAAGUAUGAAGAGUGGUGCAACUCCCCCGCUCAGGAUUCCACCUUUCUCGGCGACCAAACCAAAGAAUGCUACCGCGUGGAUCUUUCUGAAGGCGAUACGAUGUUAAUCCCAUCGGGCUGGAUCCACGCCGUCUGGACCCCUGAAAACAGUCUUGUCAUCGGCGGCAACUUCCUAACGAGGCUCAAUUAUGGGAUGCAGAUCAAGAUCGCCCAGAUUGAGAAGGACACCAAGGUCGCAAGAAAGUUCCGGUACCCAUUUUUUCAGAAGAUCCAAUGGUAUACCGCGUUGAGGUAUCUCGAAGAUGACCCGCUACCUGAAAGCGUACUGGAAGCCUUCGCACAAGACGAAAACCACCGCUUUCACCGAGGAUACCCUAUCUACUAUGAAUUUGGCGACCGAGCAAAUCAUGCACCUGCUGGGUCACCCUAUCACAACUCGCGCUUCUAUUCACAGGCCGAACUAGAAGGGUUACCCGAUCUUGCAAAGUACCUUCUCCGUACUGCCCUAAUUGCAGGCUCCUACCUUGUUGAGGGUGUAACAAUGGAUGUCAGGAAUGCAGUCCGGCGAUCGAUACCCAAGGUGCUGGGAGACCCGGUCGAUACAGUGAGGAAGUUCGGGAUUUGGGUGGCCUGGAAGCGCGGCAAUGAGAGAGCACCGCACUGGACUCGUCCUGGAGUGAUUGAAAGCAACGCAAAGCUCAGUCUCACGGAGAAGAAGCCCGCCGGAAGACCCAGUCGUCGCUCCGAGCGUAAUGCUGACAGUCAGCGCACAUACGCGGAGAGACAGGCCGUGCAGCGGCUUCCGGAGCAACCUCGGGACUCUCCUACUGAGCUCAAUAACCACAGCAACUCAAGUGUUCCCUCCAGUUCCGGAGCUGCUAUGCCAGACAGCUCGGGUAGUGGAGCAAAAGAAGAGGCUGCUCCCAAGCCGCGCUCUGCACCCCGGGGCUCUGGAUUGGGUCCCAAGCGGGUUGCCUGUGAUGCUUGUCGCAAACGAAGGAUCCGGUGUCACCAUAAAGACGAACACAGCGACGGACUCUCCGGCAAGCAGACAGCCGUGGCCGCUUUUGCUACCGGGAACCAUUCGUUGGCACACGACGCGGCAUCGGCGCUGAACUCACUUGCCGCUAUUGCAUCGGAGGCGGGCUUCCAGGACAAUGGAAGUGGUAGGAAUCCGGACCGGUUCGAGGUUUCGGGAAAGUUCAACUCGGCCAUCUUGAGUACGCCGCGUGCACCCGUCAACGGGCUCGGACUCAAUGAUGCCAGCCCAGAAGGCGCCAACACCGGAAAGAAGGGCCGCAGCAAGGCCUGUGACGACUGUCGGAAGAGCAAGCGCCGGUGUAUCCACGAUGAGUACGGUCGAAUCGACCCAGUCAAGGCUCAAGAACGAGCAAAGCCACGUGCUGCCGCUUCUGCUAAACGACCUCGCACGAACGAAGAAGGAGUCGGCUCGAUGCAUAGCAAACGGAUGAAGCAAGAAAGCACGUCGCCUACGUCGAGACCGGCGCAUCUCAGUAACAGCCGUGAGGGUGGUGUGCCGGAGACGCAAGAUGCUCGCCUGUCUGAUCAUGCUCAUAGCGCCGUGGAUUUCCAAGCCCCCUUCGCAGAUGCGCCGCAGGUUGACCAAGUCUUCCCACGACAAUCGGACAUGACAGUCGAGGAGAAGGAAGCGGCCCUCGGCCCGACCUCAUACGCAUCGCCGCCUUCGUUCCAGACUGACGCUGUCGACGCGAAGGAGAUCGACUCCGCACCUGUCUCUAAGCCGACUGCCACCCUUGUUUCACCGCCGACCUCGCUGGCCGACGAGACAGACGUUCCUCAGGACCAUGUGGAUGGGGAGGGAGAUCAUGCGAUGGUCCUCCACACGCCAACAUCAAGUUCUCGGCACUCCUCCCGCCAACCCCGCCAGGUCGACAGAUACGUACCUGAAGUGCAUGUUCCCAAGCUGGUCAGGGCCCCGACACAUACGCCCACUGCACGCCGCUCUUCGUUCGGAGGGUCAAGUGGUGGUGCGCGCAAAUCCACCCCGGGUCCGUUUUCGGGCUCCAAGAAGUCGUCCUCGCGGCCCUCCUCGUCCUCACAUGCAAAGAAGAGCUUUUGGUCCACCGAUGAAAGAAAAGGAGAGCGGCAAGCUACAUCGUCGACGUCCCCUGGACAGCCGGGCAAGAACCCGAAGCGUGUUGCAGACGAGGAGCCGGAUGCCGAGAGCCUUCGCUUGAUUCGUGAACUGCAGGAAGCCGAGUUUGGAUUACGAAAAAGAUCCACGCGAGUUUGAAGGCGGGUCGGCUGCGGUACCUGGCUCACUCACCGAUGGGGAUUCAUGCUGGGUAUGAUUUUCUUGUUUUUGCACCAUUUUAGACCACCUAG